GUUAACAUUCAUAUUUUGUGUACAUAUCCUCGUCAAAAUCGACCGAACGGAGUUCCUGACUUUUCAUACAAUAUCAUCUGCUCGCAAUGGAAGGUAACGUUUUCAUUUCGUCUCACUUUUCUACUUCAUUCACAAUAUUUUUAGCCCAACACUACAUAAGUGUAUGUCGUUUUUUCACUGUAGACAUUUUCGAAUUAAAAAUGGUCAGAUUUUGUAUUUGGUUUACAAAAAUAGGUGUGCCGCCUCUGAUUCUGUUUCAGAGUUACUUGUUUCUACAAAAAUUUGAAUUAAACUAUUUCAUCCGGUACGGACCGAUCUUCUUCUUCAUGCUAUAUCAAUUACUCUGUACCUGGUGCCAGUCAUACACGACCAGUAUUGUUGCAAGGAAUCUUCAUUCGAUUCUACUUUGGCAAAUUGAUGAAGCAACUGAAGAGAUUAAAAAAACCCUAAAGCGAACUUGGUUUUUCAUCACACUGUACAUCGUCGUGUCUGUAGCUGUAGCUUUGCUAACCUGCCUUGCGUGCGUGGUGCAAACCCCGAAGGAAUUUUUCUUCUUUUUCGAAAUUGCGGAACAAUAUUUUCCACAAUGGAAAACUUUUUUUACGUUUACUAUCAAAUCGGCAUUGUUUGUCCUAGCGUACACGGGCGUAAGUAUUCCAGGAUUUGCAAGUUUUUAUUUUUACGGGCACAUCACUUUACAAAAACUUAUGUUAAAACACUGUUUGCAAAAUAUUAACACGAAUUAUGAUAAAGUUGACAAUGUAAGACUUAGUAGCGUCACGUACCAACGACUCAUCAAUCAAAGACUCUUGUUCUGCGUGACACGUCAUAUUGACUUCUGCAAGUAUGUAGUGAGAAUUAUGCGACUUCUAGAUGUAUACGUCCUACCAUACGAAGUCCUCGGUACUGUUGUAACGGCCAGUAUUUUCGUCUUUAGUUUUGCGUUUGAAGGUUCCUUAGCUGGUCAGUAUUUUCGAAUUGCGACUUUCGUAGCUGUAUCCUGUACCAUAGUGGUCGGUUUUGUGGUCAUUGGCCAAGAAAUCGAGGAUAUGUGGCAGGAACUUUCUGAUGCAGCAAGUGAAGUCGAAUGGUAUAACUGGAACCAAACCAAUAAACGAAUCUACCUGAUUUUUCUCACUAACACGUCCAAAGUCUAUAAAGUCAAAUUUAGCGAAAACAUUUCUGUUAAUUAUGAGUUGGGGUUACAGGUCCUAAAAGCAGUAUAUUCUGCCGCAAACAUCACAUAUAGUUUACAACACACGUAAAAAUACUGCAACAGCCCUUUGGUAUCUACAGUUAAUUUAUUAAUUCCAGACACAUUUGGAUAUCUGAAUUUAUUCUGAUUCCUUAUUGCAUUGUCAUCUUCUAAGUGAAUUAU
Messenger RNA from Zophobas morio, 1378 nucleotides. RefSeq lists its product as uncharacterized. Gene Ontology annotation, cellular component: plasma membrane. The record is from RefSeq and is a predicted model, not a curated record. The transcript has 6 exons. Bases 87 to 1265 code for a protein of 392 amino acids. NCBI's taxonomy places the organism in Eukaryota, Metazoa, Arthropoda, Insecta, Coleoptera, Tenebrionidae. Gene Ontology annotation, molecular function: odorant binding; olfactory receptor activity. Gene Ontology annotation, biological process: sensory perception of smell; detection of chemical stimulus involved in sensory perception of smell.